Messenger RNA from Bufo bufo (common toad), 2434 nucleotides. It is a transcript of the gene DNAJC11, whose product is annotated as DnaJ heat shock protein family (Hsp40) member C11. Gene Ontology annotation, biological process: cristae formation. Lineage: Eukaryota; Metazoa; Chordata; Amphibia; Anura; Bufonidae. The transcript is spliced from 16 exons. The record is from RefSeq and is a predicted model, not a curated record. Bases 51 to 1730 code for a protein of 559 amino acids.
CUGAUCUAUGUUCCCGCUGCACUCGGCAGUCAAGGUGAAAGGUUGUGAAGAUGGCGGCGGCCUUUAUGGAGGAAGAAGUGGAUAACGAUGACUAUUAUUCGCUAUUAAACGUCCGCAGGGAGGCUACCCAGGAGGAGUUGAAGGCAUCGUACCGCAGACUGUGCAUGUUAUACCACCCUGACAAGCACAGGGACCCUGAACUGAAAAAGCAAGCCGAGCAACUCUUUAACCUUGUCCACCAGGCCUAUGAAGUGCUUAGUGAUCCUCAAUCAAGAGCCAUCUAUGAUGUGUAUGGAAAGAAGGGACUGGAGAUGGAAGGAUGGGAGGUGGUAGAGAGGAAGAGGACGGCAGCUGAGAUCCGAGAGGAGUUUGAGAGGUUACAGAGGGAGCGGGAAGAAAGGCGGCUUCAACAACGAACAAACCCCAAGGGGACAAUUAGCGUUGGCAUAGAUGCCACGGAGCUGUUUGAUCGCUAUGAUGAAGAUUUUGAAGACCUGCCAGGAAGUGGCUUUCCCCAGAUUGAAAUUAACCGCAUGCACAUCUCGCAGUCUAUUGAGGCUCCGCUAACAGCAACAGACACGGCCAUUCUCUCCGGGAGCCUCUCCACUCAAAAUGGCAAUGGGGGUGGAUCAAUAAACUUAGCGUUGAGACGAGUGACCUCGGCCAAGGGAUGGGGAGAGCUAGAGUUUGGAGCUGGUGACCUUCAGGGACCCCUGUUUGGACUUAAGAUUUUUCGGAAUCUCACGCCAAAAUGUUUCUUCACUACAAGCUGCGUUUUGCAGUUUUCCUCCCAGGGAGUCAGACCUGGCCUCACAACGAUGGUAGCAAGGCAUCUAGACAAAAACACCAUGGGUUACAUCCAGUGGCGUUGGGGCAUCCAGUCAGCAAUGAACACUAGUAUUGUCCGGGACACAAAGACGAGCCACUUCACUAUGGCCUUCCAGCUUGGAAUCCCCCAUUCCUUUAUGAUGGUUAGCUACCAACACAAAUUUCAAGAUGAAGAACAGACACGACUUAAAGGAUCUAUUAAGGCAGGCUUGUUCGGGACAGUGGUGGAGUAUGGCGCAGAGAGGAAGAUCUCUAGGCACAGCGUUUUAGGGGCCACAGUGAGUGUCGGCGUGCCACAGGGAGUAUCAUUAAAAGUCAAGUUGAAUAGAGCCAGUCAGACGUAUUUCUUCCCCAUUCAUCUGACAGAUCAGCUUCUACCAAGUGCGGUGUUUUACGCCACUGUGGGACCCCUUAUUAUCUAUGUAGCGAUGCAUCAGCUUAUCAUCAAACCUUACCUCAAGGCACAGAAAGAGAAAGAAUUAGAGAAACAUAGGGAAGACUCCUCAUCUGACGUCUUAAAGAAGAAGCAAGAAGCAGAGGCUGCAGUGCGAUUAAUGCAAGAGUCUGUGCGGCGGAUCAUAGAAGUUGAAGAGUCUAAAAUGGGCUUGAUAAUAUUGAAUGCUUGGUAUGGCAAAUUUGUUACCGACAACAGCCGGAGAAAUGAGAGAGUGAAAGUCAUUGAUGUGACGGUGCCCCUGCAGUGCUUGGUCAAAGACUCUAAGUUGAUCCUCACAGAAGCUUCAAAGGCUGGACUGCCUGGGUUCUAUGACCCAUGUAUUGGGGAGGAUAAAAGCCUAAAGAUCCUCUACCAGUUCAGAGGGGUUCUGCACCAAGUCAUGUCUGGAGACAACGAGCCACUUAGGAUACCAAAGCAGUCUCACAAGAUCGAUGCGGACGGCUAGCCUAUACCAAGAGCAGAAUUUUGAUACUCAAAACUCAUAUAUCCGACACCUGGAACAUCUACCCUGGAUUAUCUGCACAUGAAUCCAACAAGCUGAAUUUUUUAAGACUAUAUCCAUUAUUAAAAAGGAAGAAACAAAGUUGUCAGAAAUAAUAUAUGUUAUAGUAAUGAUGAGCAUAUGCUGAUAAAAUGGCAUUGUUUUACCAGAGCCAUAUUCUCCUUUAAGGUUCAAUUGGUUUUUACCCCUUGGUGCAAUCAUAACAAUUGGUCUUCAACUUGUGCAUCUCUGUUGUGGAACUACAACUCCUAGCUUGCACUGAUACGCUUUAAGUUGUAGUACUUUAACAACUGGUGUAAGGUACGUGUGGAGAUGUCUUUAUGUUGCUGAACACCCAACUUUUUCUAUCUGUUACAUGAUGUAUGCAUCUCCAUAUUAUUGUAGGGAGCACUACACAUCAGUGGAACUAAACUGUAAUACCACGCACAACCUGUGGACAGAUGUGGCGCUGUUUUUGAAAGAAAGCUGCCAUGUUUUUUUUAAAUCAUGGACUAUCCCUUUAAAAUCAGUAGCAGUGUUAUAAUAUGUAUUAAUGAAUAUCAGUUACACCUACGGUAUGUAAAGUUUUCUCAAGGAACCCUGUGCUGGAGAUAUGUGACAUAAAGUAGUUAAUCAUGAGGGCAGAAAAAAUUGGGGCCGUCCUGACA